Messenger RNA from Abrus precatorius (Indian licorice), 987 nucleotides. RefSeq lists its product as uncharacterized. The record is from RefSeq and is a predicted model, not a curated record. NCBI's taxonomy places the organism in Eukaryota, Viridiplantae, Streptophyta, Magnoliopsida, Fabales, Fabaceae. The transcript is spliced from 2 exons. The coding region runs from base 1 to 987 and encodes 328 amino acids.
AUGCCUAGACGUGCCAACACUCCCUCUCAGGCAGAUAAAAGCAAGGCUUGCCGCUAUCAUCAAAACAGGGGUCACACCACCGAAGAGUGCACAACGCUGAAAGAUAAGAUUGAAGAAUUAAUCAAGGAAGGACAUCUAAAAGAUUUUGUGCAGACAAGUCUUGUCGGUCAAUCUAACAGAAGAAGGGACCGUAACCUUGAGUCAUCAAGGAGAUAUGACAAUAGACAUGAACGACAGAGGAGUAGGUCCCGGGAACCUCCAACUAGACGAUAUGAUGAACGUGAAAAGUAUCCUAAAAGGGUCAUUAAUACCAUAGCUGGAGGGUUUGCCGGGGGAGGACAUACCCAUUCAGCCAGAAAGAGACACUUGAGACAAGUCAGAUCAAUCAAUAAUAUCUCACUUGGAAGUGGGAUUCGGAUCCCCCCUAUUACAUUUACUGAUGAAGACUUUCAAGGAGUGGAUCCUGUACAAGAUGACCCCAUGGGAAGUUCUGCUGACAUACUCUACUGGAAUACUAUCAAACAACUGGGAAUACCAGAAGAGAAACUUAAAGAAUACCGAGAACCCUUAGUCGAUUUUUCAGGGGAGCGGGUAAAGACGCGUGGGUGUAUCGACCUUUACACCUCAUUUGGAUCAGAGCAUGAAGGAAAGCGCAUCAAGGUCACGUAUCUGGUAGUGCAUGCAAAUACCUCGUAUAAUAUCCUACUUGGCAGACCAUCCCUAAACAAGUUGAAGGCCAUAGUAUCUACUCCGCACUUGGCUAUGAAGUUUCCAUCUGAAAGAGGCCGAAUCAUUACAGUCCACGCUGAUCAGAAGACAGCUAGAGAAUGCUACUUUGCAAGCCUACGUCUUAAACCUUUCCAUGGGAGUAACCGAGAUGUCAAUAUUGUAUCCCCUCGGUUCGGAGAGGAAUUGGAUGUUGAACUUGAUCCUAGAAUGGAUGAGGGGUAUCGGGUUGAGCCUAGUGAAAACAAGCAGCCUUUCUAA